Equus quagga is the source of this 444-nucleotide messenger RNA. Its product is annotated as 40S ribosomal protein S14-like. Gene Ontology annotation, cellular component: ribosome; cytosolic small ribosomal subunit. Gene Ontology annotation, molecular function: small ribosomal subunit rRNA binding; structural constituent of ribosome; mRNA 5'-UTR binding. Lineage: Eukaryota; Metazoa; Chordata; Mammalia; Perissodactyla; Equidae. The record is from RefSeq and is a predicted model, not a curated record. Gene Ontology annotation, biological process: translation; ribosomal small subunit assembly; maturation of SSU-rRNA from tricistronic rRNA transcript (SSU-rRNA, 5.8S rRNA, LSU-rRNA).
AUGAUAUCUCACAAAGAAAAGGAAAAGAAGAAAAAAGAGGUCAUCAGCCUCAGACCUCAGGUGGCUAAAGAAGAGAACGCAUUUGCUGUCUGCCAUAUUUUUGCAGCCUUCAGUGACUCCUUUGUCAGUGUGACCUCUCUCUUCGGCAAGGAAGCCAUUUGCCCCAUGACUGGUGGGAUGACCGUUAAGGCAGACCAAAAUGAAUCUUUGCCAUAUGACAUGUUGGCCACCCAGGUUGUGGCUCAGAGCUGCAAGGUGCUUGGCACCACUGCCCUACACAUCAAACCCUGGCUCACAGUAGGAAAUAGGACCAAGACCCUUGGAUCUGAGGUGCACUCAGUCCUCAGAGCGCUUGUCCGUUCAGAAAAGAAGAUCGAGCAGAUUGAAGAUGUCAUCUCCAUCCCUUCUGACAGCACCUGCAAGAAGGGAGGUCACCAUUUGUGA